AAUUGCAGACUAUGAUGGCUGGAAUACGUCUGGAUGCUAUCCCGAGAAUACCGGGAACGAAUACGCGAUCGCGUUAUCCGGAAAUAUCAAUGGGUUGUACAGCGGUAGAUGUAGUAAUAGGAGGUGGCUUGCCGCUUUCCUCACUAUGCAUCAUCGAUGAGAAUAAAAGUCGAGCCUAUGCAACUGUCCUUAGCAAAUAUUUCAGCGCUGAAGGUAUAUGUUGCGAGCAUUCAUUAUUUAUUGCAAGCACCAGCCGUAAUCCACUAGAAUUAUUGGAAGAUCUGCCGGACCGAAUAAAUAUUGCGAGUAAUGAUGUUUUGAAUGAUGGUGUAGAGAGACCCGAAGAUUCAACAAUGAAAAUUGCAUGGCGUUAUUCAACUGCUCCAAAAGUGGAUUCGUCAUUGUCUUGUUCUCGACGUGGGAUUCCACAGUAUGAUUUAAUGAAGAAGAUGGAUUGCAAGAAAAUGGAGGCAUGCAGCAUUUCUUUCUUUCCCGAUAGCGUCAAAUCACAGGAUGAAUUACCUAGUUAUAAUGAUCUUUAUAAGCGGAUACAGCAGAAACUUACAGACGACGAGUAUUCGAUUACUUUAUUGAAGCCGAAGAGACGUGUCUUGCGUGUAGUCAUAGAAGGUAUUGGUAGUCCCUUCUGGCAAGAUCCUGAAAAUGAUUUAAAGUUUGUUGCUCAUUUGCGUACUCUGUUAUGCUCCUACUGUGCUGUCGCGAUGUUAAUUACAAAUUCGAGCGGAAUGCUGAAUGAACGAAAGGAAAGACUUUAUGCAUAUGGUGACUUAGUGGUUCACUUGGAUGCCGUAGAAUGUGACAAUACCAUGGAGAAUUUUGGUGAUCGUUUCGAUGGUUAUUUUCGUUUGCUGAAACUUCCAAACAUGGCAUCGAUUGCAACAUACUGUCCAGCGAGCAGCGAUCUCGUUUUUCAACUCCAAAAACGAAAAUUUGAUAUUAGAAUUUUACAUUUGCCGCCAGCACUCGAUGAUGAUAAAAUGAAAAGUUUUGGCCCAAACUGUCAGGAAAUUAGAAAUUUUUUUGAUAUUCAGAUGACAAAAUGUUGGUGGCUUGCCGUCUGUAUAUGUGGUAACAAUAAUGUAGUGACCUGUGAUUUUCAUCCAUGUUAAUACUCAGUUCAUGUUGUUUUAAAUUGUUGUUGAGCUCCUUUCCCUAUAUAUAUAUAUAUAUAUAUAUA
This is a messenger RNA of Loa loa (African eye worm), 1198 nucleotides long. Its product is annotated as paxneb protein. Gene Ontology annotation, cellular component: transcription elongation factor complex; cytoplasm; elongator holoenzyme complex. The transcript is spliced from 4 exons. Lineage: Eukaryota; Metazoa; Nematoda; Chromadorea; Rhabditida; Onchocercidae. The record is from RefSeq and is a predicted model, not a curated record. Gene Ontology annotation, biological process: tRNA wobble uridine modification. Bases 12 to 1130 code for a protein of 372 amino acids.